UGUCUCCCAAAUUAUUAAAGAAUGAGGAACACUUCAAUCUCCAUGUUAGACCAAAAAAAGAGAAGCGUUCAGAACAACCAAAAGCAAUUGUCUGGGAGGCUAAUGCAGUACAAGAUUCAGAUUUACUAGAGUUACCGAUGGAUCCAAAAGGAUAUCUAUAUUCACAUAUAGUUAUUGAUGUUUCAACCCGGGAUUUGGAUGGAAAUCCACUCAAAAGUAAAGAUGCCAAAACAGUACUAGAUUCAUUCAAAAGUAUUUAUGAACGAGGUCAUGUAAAACUUCCUACUUUCAGAAUAAAUACCGAUACUGGAAAAGAAUUCAAUAAUCAUUUAUUCCGAAACUUUUUCACAAAGGAAGUUAAAGUGCUAACAAAAUUUGGAUUUCCCGGAAAACAUAGACAGCAAUGCUUUGCAGAAAA
Messenger RNA from Entrophospora candida, 418 nucleotides. NCBI's taxonomy places the organism in Eukaryota, Fungi, Glomeromycota, Glomeromycetes, Entrophosporales, Entrophosporaceae. The record is from the annotation of a GenBank genome assembly.